GAUCUUAAAAUCUCAAGACAUGUAUUUCCUUGGACUCUUGUCUUUGCUUGUUUUGCAAAGCAAAGCCUUCAAGACAAAUUUUCCUGAUGAAACCAUUGCAGAGCUGUCUGUGAAUGUUUACAAUCAGCUGCGAGCUGCAAGAGAAGAUGAGAAUAUUCUUUUCUCUCCUCUAAGCAUUGCAAUAGCCAUGGGAAUGGUAGAGCUUGGAGCCCAUGGAACCACUUUGAAAGAAAUUCGACAUUCCUUGGGUUUUGACAGCUUAAAAAAUGGUGAAGAGUUUACCUUCUUGAAGGACCUUUCUGAUAUGGCAACCACUGAAGAAAGUCAUUAUGUUCUGAAUAUUGCUAAUUCUCUCUAUGUGCAGAAUGGAUUUCAUAUCAGUGACAAAUUUUUGCAGUUGGUGAAAAAAUACUUUAAAGCUGAAGUUGAGAAUAUAGACUUUAGCCAAAGUGCAGCUGUAGCUACCCACAUUAAUAAGUGGGUCGAGAAUCAUACAAAUAAUAUGAUCAAAGAUUUUGUGUCUUCAAGAGAUUUUGGUGCUCUAACUCAUUUGGCUCUCAUCAACGCAAUCUACUUUAAAGGCAACUGGAAAUCACAAUUCAGACCUGAAAAUACAAGAACUUUUUCUUUCACUAAAGAUGAUGAAAGUGAAGUGCAGAUUCCAAUGAUGUACCAGCAGGGAGAGUUUUACUAUGGAGAGUUCAGUGAUGGCUCCAAUGAAGCAGGUGGUAUCUAUCAAGUUCUGGAAAUACCAUAUGAGGGAGAUGAAAUUAGUAUGAUGAUCGUUCUUUCCAGACAGGAAGUUCCACUGGUCACACUGGAACCACUGGUCAAAGCCUCGUUAAUUAAUGAAUGGGCUAAUUCUGUAAAGAAGCAGAAAGUGGAAGUCUAUUUACCGAGGUUCACAGUAGAACAGGAAGUUGAUCUGAAAGAUGUCUGGAGAGGUCUCGGAAUUACAGAACUGUUCAGUAGUAGUGCUGACCUUACUGCGAUGUCUGAUAACAAAGAACUUUACCUUUCAAAGGCAUUUCACAAGGCAUUUCUAGAAGUUAACGAGGAAGGAUCAGAAGCUGCUGCUGCCUCAGGAAUGAUUGCCAUUAGCAGAAUGGCAGUGCUGUAUCCUCAAGUUAUAGUUGAUCAUCCCUUUUUCUUUUUGGUCAGAAACAGAAGAACAGGUACUGUGUUAUUCAUGGGAAGGGUAAUGCACCCUGAAGCAAUGAAUACAAGUGGGCAUGACUUUGAAGAGCUUUAACUGCCACCAGCUACCAAAAAGAGAAGAUAAGCACAUAAAGUUUGAAGUUAAUAUAUUUAAGGUUUGCUGUGUUUUCCCCCAACGUAUUGUUUAAAAUGCUUUCAGAUCUAACUGUGUGCAAGUCAGUUUCCAGACAAAAACUUACAGUAUUAAAGUAAUGGUUCUGUUUCUGUCAUUGUGAUUGCCGUGUCCUUAAAAUAAAGUUGUGUACAUGUCAACAA
Molecule: messenger RNA, 1473 nt
Organism: Balearica regulorum gibbericeps (East African grey crowned-crane)
Lineage: Eukaryota; Metazoa; Chordata; Aves; Gruiformes; Gruidae
Source: RefSeq, a predicted model, not a curated record